UUACACAUACUUUCUUAUUUCUUGUUUUUAUUUUAUUAGAUAGAUCAAAUCAAGGUAAUUUUGUGCUUAAUACGAAAAUUUCACAGAAAUUUUAAAACUAAAGUGAGCUUGUUCAUCAUUUUAAAAGGGUAAGAAGAAUUCUAAUCUGUAAAGUCAGAGUUUAAAGAAUUGAUUACUUGGAAGAUAAAAAUAUAAAAGAAUAUAUACUGCAUUUCCUCUUCUCAUAUAACAAAUUAUGUUGUAAAGUAUUUUCUUUUGUUUUACAAAGCUUGUGAAAGUCUUAUAAACAUGCCAUCUCUUCUUAAUCAAUCUAUAAUUAAGGUAUCUCAACUAAUUAAAAACAAAACACUUAGUGUAUCAGAAUUAUGCUCAAUGUGUCUUGAAAGAAUUAACAAAACUAAAGACUUGAAUGCAUUUAUUACCAUCACAGGAAGUAUUGCUGUUGAGCAAUCAGCAUGGGUACAGAAACGAAUUGAAGAAGGUGUUAAUAUAAGUAUUUUGGAUGGCAUUCCAAUCGCUUUUAAAGACAACUUCAGCACAAAAGGUGUACGGACCACAUGUGCUUCCAAGAUGCUCAGCAAUUAUGUUGCUCCAUAUGAUGCUACUGUUGUUGAAAAAUUAUGCCAUAAAGGUGCAGUUAUGAUAGGCAAGACUAACCUUGAUGAAUUUGCCAUGGGAUCAGCUACGGUGAAUUCGUAUUUUGACCCAACCCGCAACCCAUGGCGUUCUGGCUUGAAAUAUAAACUUAAGAAACGAUCCAAACUAUUAUUUAGUGAUGGAGAUUCCUCUUUAAAUGAUUUUGAGAAUCCUAAAAUUAGUCAAGAACCAUUGGAUAGUGGUGAUUUUUUUGUAGCUGGUGGUAGCUCUGGAGGUGGUGCUGUUGCUGUGGCUUCAGGUGCUUGUUUUGGUGCAGUUAGUUCUGAUACUGGUGGGUCCACCAGAAAUCCAGCUGCAUUUUGUGGCAUAGUUGGAUUGAAACCAACUUAUGGUCUAGUAUCUAGAAAUGGUUUAAUUCCUUUAUGCAAUUCUAUGGAUGUACCUGGAAUAUUAACUCGAACAGUAGACGAUGCAGUUAUUUUGCUUAAUUAUUUAGCAGGCCAUGAUCCUAAAGAUUCUACUACAGUUUCUCAACAAUUUUCCCCUUUCAGCUUGCCUGAUAAUAUAGAUGUUCAUGAUCUUUGUAUAGGAAUUCCAAAAGAAUAUGAAUGUCCUGGUAUGUCCUCUGAAAUUAUUGAAAUGUGGAAGAAGGUAGCUGAUGCAUUUGAAAAAGCAGGAGCUAAAGUAAAACCUGUCUCCUUACCUCAUACCAAAUAUUCAAUAAGAUGUUAUUCUGUUAUAAACUGCUGUGAUGUUGCUUCGAAUUUCGCUCGGUAUGAUGGAAUAAGAUAUGGUCACAGAGCAGUUACUGAAACUUUGACAGAGCAUCAUUAUGCUAUUACAAGGCGAGAAGGAUUUGGAGAAGUUGUGCGAGAAAGGAUUCUGGCUGGAAAUUACUUUUUGCUGAGAAAAAAUUAUGAGAAAUAUUUCCUUCAAGCUGCAAAAGUUCGUCGGCUUAUAUGUGAUGACUUUCAGUCUGUAUUUAACAGUGGUGUUGAUUUGUUACUAACACCAGUGACCUUAAGUGAACCAGUUCCAUAUUCAAAAUGGAUUCUUACAGAUGACAGAGAACACAAUGCUGUUGAUGAUUACUGUACUCAACCUGUAAAUAUGGCAGGAUUACCUGCUGUUAGUAUUCCAUGUUCUUUUUCGAAAACAGGAUUACCUCUCAGCUUGCAGCUGAUUGGCAAACCAUUUCAAGAGAAGCAAAUGUUGUGUGCUGCCAAGUGGAUGGAACUGCAGAUGGACUUUCCAAUAUUAGAUUUGGAUUGUUAAUG
Messenger RNA from Argiope bruennichi, 1874 nucleotides. It is a transcript of the gene GatA, whose product is annotated as glutamyl-tRNA(Gln) amidotransferase subunit A, mitochondrial-like. The transcript has 12 exons. Gene Ontology annotation, molecular function: glutaminyl-tRNA synthase (glutamine-hydrolyzing) activity. The coding region runs from base 289 to 1872 and encodes 527 amino acids. NCBI's taxonomy places the organism in Eukaryota, Metazoa, Arthropoda, Arachnida, Araneae, Araneidae. Gene Ontology annotation, cellular component: glutamyl-tRNA(Gln) amidotransferase complex; mitochondrion. Gene Ontology annotation, biological process: glutaminyl-tRNAGln biosynthesis via transamidation; mitochondrial translation. The record is from RefSeq and is a predicted model, not a curated record.